Molecule: messenger RNA, 736 nt
Organism: Plutella xylostella (diamondback moth)
Lineage: Eukaryota; Metazoa; Arthropoda; Insecta; Lepidoptera; Plutellidae
Source: RefSeq, a predicted model, not a curated record
GGUCCACAGUAGUCUAGUUGGUUGUCCCACUUCUAUAACAACAGUGCACUAGAUAGGUUUACAAACAUGGACUCUGUUAUGGACGUAAUAAAAAAUUCUGAGGAACCAGAAUGGUUGGAGAAGCGUGUUGUUGGAGAUUUGAGAUUGUGGCAGAUAGUUUUCCUUUCUUUUGCUGGCAUGACAACUUUAAUAGUGAUGGUGUGCUGCUGCUUCCGUUUCCGCAUCCCGCGCACGAAGCAGCAGAUCGAGGCGGACUACCAGCGCCGGAAGAUCACCUCCAAGUUCCGGCACGAACUAGAAACUAUUCAAGAUGCAAAAAUGGACUCGAUGUCUUUGAAAGAUGCUUUGGAAUUGCUGCACGAGAAAACAAAGUCCCAGAUGGAGGCUGAAAAACAGGAAGCGGAGGUGGCACCCCAAGAAAGUGCGGCGGAGGCGGGGGAGGGCGUGCAGAAGGAGCAGGAGCCCGGCAGCAACUUCGUCAAGUUUGCGUCGAAGGUGGCUCACUUGUCCAAGCUGGGGGCCAAGUCGCCCGCCCCGGCCAGCCCCACGGACAAUAACUGAGGAAAAUUACUUCUAAUGAAACUGCGAAAGUGAGGCUGUUCAUCGCUUUCUGGGAUUUCGCCUCAAUGUAAUUAUUAUGUCUAUCCAUCAACCUUUUAUUUAUUAAAUAUUUUCAUCUAGAUGUAGGUCUACUUGUAAUAAGAAUUGGUAAUUAAAAGAUAACAAUCAUAAUGCA